This is a messenger RNA of Olea europaea var. sylvestris, 416 nucleotides long. RefSeq names its product probable cytochrome c oxidase subunit 5C-1. The record is from RefSeq and is a predicted model, not a curated record. The transcript has a single exon. Bases 29 to 223 code for a protein of 64 amino acids. Lineage: Eukaryota; Viridiplantae; Streptophyta; Magnoliopsida; Lamiales; Oleaceae.
GAUUUGUAGGCUUCUUGAAAGAAGUUAAAUGGCUGGCAGUAGGAUCGCCCACGCCACUUUGAAAGGACCUAGUGUGGUGAAGGAGAUAGUUAUUGGAAUAGUGCUUGGUUGUGCAGCAGGUAGUUUAUGGAAAAUGCAUCACUGGAACGAGCAGAGAAAAGUUCGGGCAUUUUAUGACUUGUUGGAUAAAGGCGAGAUCACUGUGGUUACUGCAGAAGAAUAAAUAUUCGACAGCUAUUCUUGAUUAUUGAUGCCGUUAUUGGCGUUUGACUCAGUUUGCUCUUUAAAUCAGAUAUAAAGCUCAUUUGGCUUGGUUUCAAAAAUUCAAUGAAAUAAGUUGUACUGGAUUUUUGUGGAUUGAAACUUUUAUUUUCUCGUGAGUUUUAAAGUUAAACUUUUGAGUUUUUGUUUUCUUA